AUGAGUGACACUGAGGAAACAAUGGAUACAACCAAUGAUAAAAGUGAGUCGGAAAAUAUAACACCUACCAAACGAGCAGCAGUUAUGAAAAGACAAAAAGAAAAACUUGAAGAAAAAAAAGAUGCUGAUGAACUUGAAGAAGAACUUGGUGGUGUUGAUGAGUUACCAGAAGAAGAUGACGAAGAUUCUGAUCAAGAAUAUACAACAAAAAAAAAGAAACCAAUUAAAAAACCUGAAAUAGUUCUUGAUCCUGCAUUUCAAAGUCGAUUGAAUGAAGAUCAAGUUAAACGAUUUAAUUAUUUACUUGAACAAACAGAAAUUUUUUCACAUUUUGUUCAAGAUGGUCAACUUAAUAAACAUGCAAAAGGUGGUGGUCCAACGUCACCUUUAAAAAUGAAAACACAAGUUAAAAAACCAAUUUCAUCAAAUCCUAAUACUACUACUGGAGAUCAUCGUCAUCGUAUGACUGAAGAAGAAGAAGAUGCUGAAUUAUUAAGUGAUGCAAAAGAAGCUGAAAAACUUAAUUCAAUAACACGAUUUGAUCAAUCACCAUGGUAUGUCAAAGGUGGUGAAAUGCGUGAUUAUCAAGUUCGUGGUCUUAAUUGGAUGAUAUCAUUAUAUGAAAAUGGUAUCAAUGGAAUUCUUGCUGAUGAAAUGGGUCUUGGCAAAACUUUACAAACCAUAUCAUUAGUUGGUUAUAUGAAAUUAUGUCGAAAAUCUGUACCACAUUUAGUUAUAUCACCAAAAUCUACAUUACGUAAUUGGAUGAAUGAAUUAAAACGUUGGGUACCAUCAUUAAAUAGUGUUUGUUUAAUUGGUUCACAAGACGAACGUAAUCGUAUAAUACAUGAUGAAAUUGAACCUGGUGGUUGGGAUGUUAUUGUAACAUCAUAUGAAAUUGUUUUACGUGAAUCAUCUAUUUUAAAAAAAUAUAAUUGGUGUUAUGUUAUUAUUGAUGAAGCACAUCGUAUUAAAAAUGAACAAUCAAAAUUAAGUAAAAUGGUACGUUUACUUAAAUCACGUAAUCGUUUAUUAAUAACUGGUACACCAUUACAAAAUAAUUUACAUGAAUUAUGGGCAUUAUUAAAUUUUCUUUUACCUGAUGUAUUUGAUUCAGCUGAUGAUUUUAAUGCAUGGUUUGAUACACAAAAAUGUUUAGCUGAUGAUAAAGAUCUUGUUACACGUUUACAUGGUAUAUUAAAACCAUUUUUAUUACGACGUUUAAAAAGUGAUGUUGAAAAAAAACUUCCACCAAAAAUUGAAACCAAACUUUAUGUUGGUUUAGCACCAUUACAAAGACAAUGGUAUACAAAAAUUUUAAUGAAAGAUAUUGAUAUAUUAAAUAGUGCAAGUGGUAAACUUGAUAAAAUUCGUUUAUUAAAUAUUCUUAUGCAACUUCGAAAAUGUGCUAAUCAUCCAUAUAUUUUCGAUGGUGCAGAACCUGGUCCACCAUAUACAACUGAUAAACAUUUAGUUGAUAAUUGUGGAAAAAUGAUUAUAUUAGAUAAACUUUUAAUUAAACUUAAAGAACAAGGUUCACGUGUACUUAUAUUUAGUCAAAUGACACGUAUGUUAGAUAUAUUAGAAGAUUAUUGUAUAUGGAGAAAUUUUGAAUAUUGUCGUUUGGAUGGACAAACAUCACAUGAAGAUCGACAAUCAUCUAUUGAUGCAUAUAAUAGUCCAAAUAGUACAAAAUUUGUAUUUAUGUUAUCAACACGUGCUGGUGGUUUAGGUAUUAAUUUAGCAACAGCUGAUAUUGUUAUUUUAUAUGAUAGUGAUUGGAAUCCACAAGUUGAUUUACAAGCUACAGAUCGUGCUCAUCGUAUCGGUCAAACUAAAACGGUUCGUGUUUUUCGUUUAAUAACUGAACAUACUGUUGAAGAACGUAUUGUUGAACGUGCUGAAAUGAAAUUACGUCUUGAUCAUGUCGUUAUCCAACAAGGUCGUUUACAAGAAGCAGCAACAAAAUUAGAUAAAGAUGAAAUGUUAUCUAUGAUUCGACAUGGUGCUACACAUGUAUUUUCAUCAAAACAAGGUGAAAAUGAAUUAGAUGUUGAUAUUGAACUUGUUUUGGCACAAGGUGAACAAAAAACAAAAGAAUUAAGAGAAAAAUAUGAAAAUUUAGGUGAAAGUCAAUUAAGAAAAUUUACAAUUGAUAAUGAAAAUUUAACUGGUCCAAAUACAAGUGGUACCGGUGAUGGAACAGAUGCUGGUGGUGGUUCAAUAUAUAAAUUUGAAGGUGAAGAUUAUCGAGAAAAACAAUCAUCAACACUUGGUAUUAAAUGGAUUGAACCGCCAAAACGAGAACGUAAAGCAAAUUAUGCAGUUGAUGCAUAUUUUCGUGAAGCAUUACGUAUGAGUGAACCACGUGCACCAAAAGCACCACGUCCUCCACGUCAACCAAAUGUACAAGAUUUUCAAUUUUUUCCUCCACGUUUAUUUGAAUUACUUGAUCGUGAAAUAUAUGCAUAUAGAAAAUCAAUUGGUUAUAAAGCUGUACGUGAUCCUGAUUUAGAUGAACAAGAAGGUAAACGACAACAACAAGAAGAACAAAAAAAAAUUGAUGAUGCUGAAUCAUUAAAUGAAGAUGAACAAUAUGAAAAAGAUCAAUUACUUCAACAAGGUUUUUGUAAUUGGACAAAACGUGAUUUUAAUCAAUUUAUUAAAGCAAAUGAAAAAUAUGGUCGAGAUGAUUUAGAUGCUAUUUGUCGUGAUGUUGAAGGUAAAACACCUGAUGAAGUUAUGUCAUAUGCAAGAGUUUUUUGGGAUCGUUGUCAUGAAUUAACUGAUGUUGAACGUAUUAUGGCACAAAUUGAACGUGGUGAAACAAAAAUUCAUCGACGAAUUAGUAUUAAAAAAGCACUUGAUGCUAAAAUGGCUCGAUAUAAAGCACCAUUUCAUCAAUUACGUAUUCAAUAUAAUACAAAUAAAGGCAAAAAUUAUACUGAAGAAGAAGAUCGUUUUCUUCUUUGUAUGUUACAUAAACUUGGUUUUGAUAAAGAAAAUGUUUAUGAAGAACUUCGUUAUGCUAUACGACAAUCACCACAAUUUCGUUUUGAUUGGUUUCUUAAAUCACGUACAUCAAUUGAAUUACAACGACGUUUAAAUACAUUAAUAACUUUUGUCGAACGAGAAAAUCAAGAAUUAGAAGAACGUGAACGUGCCGAAAAGAAAAAAGGUCGUACAUCAUCAAAAAAUACUAAUACACUUAAUUCAUCACAAAAUUCUCAAUCAACACCGAUUGCAAAGGUUAAUGGUAAUCAAAAACGUAAGCCUGACGCAUUUGUAGUUGCAUCAAAUAGUUCACCUGCUAAACGGAAAAAGAAAUGA
Molecule: messenger RNA, 3330 nt
Organism: Rotaria sordida
Lineage: Eukaryota; Metazoa; Rotifera; Eurotatoria; Philodinida; Philodinidae
Source: the annotation of a GenBank genome assembly